AUGGCUCAUUCACUAGCCUCACCACCACCACAACCACCGCCCGCUACCGCAACAACAACUAAGAACAUCUCCUGUUUCCAAUAUUGUGUGGGUUUCCAGAAAGUCAGGGCUUGCUAUCAUCAAGUAUCCGACGGUGCCAAUGCCAAUGCCCAUGCCCGCAAUAACAGACUUGUUAUCAACAGCCGCAGGAGUUUGGGAUUGGGUUUGGCUGGUGCACUUAUCAGCUUCAAUGUGAGUGACCCAAGUCCGAUUGCAAAUGCGGCAGCCAGACGGCCUCCACCGCCUCCAGCAGAGGAGAAGGAGAAAAAGGACCCCAAUGUGAGUGGAGUUUUAGCCAAAGUACUGGCCAGCAAAAAGAGGAAGGAAGCCAUGAAAGAAUCCGUGGCAAAGCUAAGAGACAAGGGGAAGCUCAUUGAACAACCAUCCCAAUCCCAACCCUAG
Molecule: messenger RNA, 441 nt
Organism: Prunus armeniaca (apricot)
Lineage: Eukaryota; Viridiplantae; Streptophyta; Magnoliopsida; Rosales; Rosaceae
Source: the annotation of a GenBank genome assembly